This is a messenger RNA of Sorex fumeus (smoky shrew), 1692 nucleotides long. RefSeq names its product prolyl-tRNA synthetase 2, mitochondrial (gene PARS2). Gene Ontology annotation, biological process: prolyl-tRNA aminoacylation. The transcript is spliced from 2 exons. The coding region runs from base 119 to 1537 and encodes 472 amino acids. NCBI's taxonomy places the organism in Eukaryota, Metazoa, Chordata, Mammalia, Eulipotyphla, Soricidae. The record is from RefSeq and is a predicted model, not a curated record. Gene Ontology annotation, cellular component: cytoplasm; mitochondrion. Gene Ontology annotation, molecular function: proline-tRNA ligase activity; ATP binding.
UUACCUCCUGGCUGGGCCCCCCAAACUUUGCAUACAGGCUGUACCGGAAGGACGCAAUGGGUGCUCUGAAAGUUUGUUGAGUGAUGGACUCCGAGCCUAGUUUCUAGGGCGAGGACUCAUGGAAGGGCUACUCACACGAUGCAGACCACUGGCUGCCCGCAGCCCCCACCUCGGCCACGGCCUGCCUCCCAGGUUUCACCACUGCGCCCCAGGGAGAGGGAAGCGCCUGGUGUUGUCUCGGAUGUUCCAGCCGCAGAACCUUCGGGAGGACCAGGUGCUGUCCCUGGAGGGCAGAUCCAGCGACCUGACCUGUAAGAGCCAGCGGCUGAUGCUACGGGUGGGCUUGAUCCACCCGGCCGGCCCGGGCUGCUACCACCUGCUGCCAUAUACCGUCCGGGCCUUGGAGAAGCUGGUGCGGGUGAUAGACCAGGAGAUGCAGGCCAUCGGCGGGCAGAAGGUCAACAUGCCCAGCCUCAGCCCUGCCGAGCUGUGGCGAGCCACCAACCGGUGGGACCUGAUGGGCAAGGAGCUGCUUCGACUCAGGGACAGGCACGGCAAGGACUACUGCCUGGGCCCCACGCACGAGGAAGCCAUCACGGCCCUGGUCGCCGCCCAGAAGACCCUGUCCUACAAGCAGCUCCCGUUCCUGCUCUACCAGGUGACCAGGAAGUUCCGUGACGAGCCCCGGCCCCGCUUCGGGCUUCUCCGGGGCCGAGAGUUUUACAUGAAGGACAUGUACACCUUUGAUGCCUCCGUGGAUGCCGCCCAGCAGACCUACGGGCUGGUGUGUGAGGCCUACGGGCGCCUCUUCGACCGGCUGGGGCUGCGCUGUGUGAAGGUCCAGGCCGACGUGGGCAGCAUCGGGGGCACCAUGUCACAUGAGUUCCAGCUCCCAGUGGCGGUAGGAGAGGACCGUUUUGCACUGUGCCCCAGCUGCGGCUUCUCCGCUAACACCGAGACGCUGGACCUGUCACAGAAGAACUGCCCAGCCUGCCAGGGGUCCCUGACCGAAACCAGAGGCAUCGAGGUGGGGCACACGUUCUACCUGGGUACCAAGUAUUCAUCCAUCUUCAACGCCCAGUUUACCAAUGAGCGCGGUGAGCCCACCCUGGCCGAGAUGGGCUGCUACGGCUUGGGAGUGACCCGGAUCCUGGCGGCUGCCAUCGAGAUGUUCUCCACGGAAGACUCCGUGCGCUGGCCCGGCCUCCUGGCCCCUUACCAAGUCUGCCUCGUGCCCCCAAAGAGGGGGAGUAAGGAGGCAGCGGCCACCGAGCUCGCUGAGCUCUUAUAUGACCAGAUCACGGAGGCAGUACCCCAGCUCCGUGGGGAGGUCCUGCUGGAUGAUCGGACCCACCUGACCAUCGGGAACAGACUGAAAGAUGCCAACACGCUCGGCUACCCCUUUGUGAUUGUCGCUGGCAGGAGGGCCCUGGAGGAGCCCGCGCAGUUCGAGGUGCGAUGCCAGAACACAGAGGAGGUGCUCUUCCUCAGCAGAGAAGGCGUCCUGGAGUUACUGCGCCCAGUGCAGGUGGGCUGAGCACCCCAGUGGCCGCACCCUGUCCUCGCCAGUGCUCCUGCUUAGAGCUGGUCUCUGCAAGCCUGUAGGGUCGCAUCCCUGCUCUCUGCUGGGGGUCAGCGGUAAAGAGGGGGUGGCUGAUGGACGUGCCCCAGGCUGCUGCCUUGGACUGUGGG